AUGGCCUCAAGGCCACGUAUAUGUGUUAUUGGGGCUGGGCCCGCUGGACUUUCUGCAGUGUACCAAUUGAUGCGGUUUCCGGAUACUUCUGAUGUCGUCUGCUACGAGAAACAAAAUACAUGGGGCGGAAGCUGGAACCUGACUUGGAGAGUUGGGCGUUUCGGGCGAAUCCCCGGCCUCAAAAAUAAUAUUCAGUUUCGUACGGCUGUACGGUUAGUCGAAUACGAUGACGACAAUGGUGUUUUCCAUGUUACCACAGCUGACCUGAAGACAGGCGCCGUCCAACAUAAGCAUUUCAGUCACUUCAUUGUUGCGAGUAAUAUUUGCUGUUAUCCUAACCGCCCUGAGAUUCCUGGCAUCGAAUCUUUCCCAGGAAGGGUCAUGUAUUCGCAUGACUUUAAACAUCCAAACGAGCUGAAGGACCAGACGAUCUUAGUUAUUGGAGCAGGAUGGUCCGCAGAGGAUAUUGCCGUUAUGGCAUUCUUCACGGACGGGGCAUCGGCAACGGUAGAUACCGUCAUAUUAGCGACUGGCUACCAGACGAGAUUUCCUUUCAUUGAGGAGAAACAGACAGUGUCAAAGAAGACGUCAUUCUACCCAGAGAAGAUAUACAAGGCGACCGUGCGCAUGGAACGACAUCAUGAUGGAGCUUGCGGCAGAAAGUGGAUACCGACAUGCACGGCGAAAGUGGUUGAAGUGUUUGAAGACUGGAUUAAGUACCGGACAAAGGCAGACUGCGUCACAAACGGUAGGCAAGGUCGGUACCGGUCAUGCGUGACGGGCAACAAAGGAAAGAAAAUUCCGGCGUACAAGACACUCUUUGACGACAGCCUUGAAUCAUGGCUGAAAUACUGA
Messenger RNA from Mya arenaria, 855 nucleotides. RefSeq names its product flavin-containing monooxygenase 1-like. The transcript has 4 exons. Gene Ontology annotation, molecular function: NADP binding; flavin adenine dinucleotide binding; N,N-dimethylaniline monooxygenase activity. Bases 1 to 855 code for a protein of 284 amino acids. Lineage: Eukaryota; Metazoa; Mollusca; Bivalvia; Myida; Myidae. The record is from RefSeq and is a predicted model, not a curated record.